Asparagus officinalis (garden asparagus) is the source of this 1725-nucleotide messenger RNA. RefSeq lists its product as uncharacterized. NCBI's taxonomy places the organism in Eukaryota, Viridiplantae, Streptophyta, Magnoliopsida, Asparagales, Asparagaceae. The transcript is spliced from 2 exons. The record is from RefSeq and is a predicted model, not a curated record. Bases 1 to 1725 code for a protein of 574 amino acids.
AUGGCUCGUGACUAUAUCAGAGUUAAGGACUGGAUGUAUGUGAAUCGUGAAAAACGUACAAAGCCUGAAUUCAUUGAAGGAGUUGCUUCUUUUAUAAACUUUGUACGUGAACACGAUAAGAUCCAACGUGGCAUGAUUCUUUGUCCGUGUAGCCAUUGCGGGAAUACUUUGCAUCGCAAAGAGGAAGAUGUAGAACUUCACAAUGUCAAGUAUGGUUUUAUUAGAGGUUAUACAACUUGGGUAUAUCACGGAGAAAUUCUAACUCCUAUUAAUGUCGAAGAAGAAGAAGAAGAAGUUGACGAUAUUAACUUGUUUCCAGAAGAGGAGAUGGAGGAAAUGGUAGAGGUUGCUUUCGGUGACCCUAAUCAUGUUGAAGAUAGUCCUCCCAGACAAGAACAAUAUGUAGAUGAGUAUGAGAAGUACAUGAAUGAUGCUAGGAGACCGAUUUAUGAGAAUGCAAAACAUUCCACGCUGUCAUGGUUCGUUCAACUUUUCCAGAUUAAGUGCCUAAACAAAUGGAGCAACAAGUCAUUCACGAUGCUUCUUAAAUUCCUAAAAGAUUCUAUGCCUGUUGGGAACAAUGUCCCUGAUAGCUGGUAUGAAGCUCAAAAGAUAAUGUCUAAUCUGGGUUUAAAUUGUGAGAAGAUGCAUGCAUGUCCCAAUGAUUGUGUACUAUAUUGGAAAGAAAACUCAUAUAAGAAGGAGUGUCCUACUUGUGGAGUGUGCACAUAUAAGAAGAAGGCACAUAUUAGCAAGAAUAACAUACCUCUCAAGGUAGUACGAUAUUUUCCUAUUACACAGAGGUUGCAGAGACUUUACAAGUGUAAGAAGACAGCGGUGGCAAUGACCUGGCAUGAUCGUGCUCUUCCAAGUGAAGAUGGCAAAAUGAGUCAUCCAAGAGAUUCACCUGCAUGGAAGAAUUUUGACAAGUUACAUCCAAUAUUUAGUCAGGAUCCUCGUAAUAUCAGGCUCGGACUAGCUAGUGAUGGCUUUUGCCCCUUUAGUUUUAAUGGUAAUCCACACAGCACAUGGCCGGUUGUAAUGAUGAUUUAUAAUCUCUCACCGUGGCUGGCUAUGGAUCAAUCAUAUUUUAUGAUGCCUCUUUUGAUUGAUGGACCCAGUUCACCGGGAAAUAAUAUCGACGUUUAUCUCCGACCUCUCAUCGAAGAGUUACGGUCUUUAUUCAUUGAUGGUGUGGAGACAUAUGAUGCAGAUAAAGGGGAAACCUUCAUAAUGCGUGCAGCCUUAAUGUGGACAAUUAAUGAUUUUCCUGCAUAUGGAAUGCUAUCAGGAUAUUCUGUACAUGGUUAUAAAGCAUGUCCAUAUUGCCACGUGGAUACAACAUCGACAUGGUUGCCUUUUAGCAAAAAGAUAUGUUAUUGUGGUCAUCGACGUAUGUUGAAAGAAGACCAUCUCUAUAGGGAUGAUGAUGUUCACUUUGAUGAAGAUCGAUCAGUGAUGGCUCCUCAUCAGACGCGACGCCUCAACCAGAGCUCAGACGACUAUUGUGCGUAUAUCACCAGUAUGGAGAAGAAAACGAGCAUGUGUGAGGGACCUCACUUCCCUAAUCUUCAAAAUAUGUUCCGCGAGGAGAAGCCGAAGAAUCAGAAACCUAAGGCUCAGGAGAAGAUGCUGGCUACCACUGGACGAUUUGGCCGAGCUGAGCACAUCGAGUAUGAGAUCAGUGGAACAAGUUGUGAGGACGAAGCGAAGGUGGAUGUGUGA